GGGCGGCGGGGCCUUACCUGUGCGUUCGCGGCGAGCGCCUCUCGGAGGGCUGGGCGCUGCUUCGGCGGAGGGCCUGGGCCUGCGACUCCUUGGCAGGGGCCGUGCAGUUUCUGCGCUUUUCCUUUUUAAAACAAUUGGCGCUCUUAAAUCCGAAGUUCCCUGCUUUCAGAUAUUGCUAAAAUCUGUCAGUGCGCCUGUUACUGUGUUUCUCCUGUUCGAAUUAAUUGGGAAUCAAAAACCGUACAGCUCGGCAUCUGUCAGCAAACAGGCUCGUCCGCUGCAGACAAUAGAUCACAAAGGGCGUGUUGCAGUGGCUGCCUUGCAGCCCUUCCAUCAGCCCGCAGUGCCGAGCGAGCCGCUCGCGCAGUGCCGUGUGUGCUGUGCGUAUCCAGCCGGUGACACGCGCUCAACUUGUUCCUCUGAACUAAAUGGAGAACAUAACGUAUAGUCAUGCGAUUAUAUAAUUGUCGUAUUUGUUCUUUAAAAGUGUGGUGGGCUUUGAGAUGUACGAGGCAGUUAGGUUCUGACAGUCAGUACGUGCGUAAGUGAAACUCUAACAGCUAGUGCUGAAUACCAGCAGGACCAUCGGAGCCGCCUCCUCGCUGCUCUGAAGGAACCACUGAUCUGACACAGGCCUGCCUUUUCCAUCCGUGCACAAAGGAUCAAAAAGACAGUUUUCCCGUGGACAGAAUCCUCGUGGUUCAGGCAUUCGUGCUCUAAAGCACUCCACGUAUUGAGUUAUUUAAAAAAAAUUAAAGAAAAAAUGGCAAGACCUCCUGAAGCAAGCAAGUGUCCUGGGCUGAUGCCAAGUUAUGGUUUUUUGACCGAGAAGGGGAUUAAAUGUAGCAAAGUAAUGUAGAGAUGCCUGCUUUAGCUGGAGAGUUGGACUUGAUGAUCUCUUGAGAUCCCUUCUAACCCCUGUAAUUCUGUGAAAACAGCAGGUGCAUGUGACAGCAUUGCAGCAAUGAGUGGAAUUUUGAAGAGGAAGUUUGAAGAAGUUGAUGGCUCCUCACCUUGCUCCUCUGUGCGGGAAUCAGACGAUGACAUUUCUAGCAGUGAAAGCGCUGACAGUGGUGAUAGUGUCAAUCCAUCCACUUCUAAUCAUUUUACCCCUUCUUCAAUUCUGAAGAGAGAGAAGCGGAAGAGAACAAAAAAUGUCCAUUUUAACUGUGUCACUGUGUAUUACUUCACGAGAAGGCAAGGCUUCACCAGUGUUCCCAGCCAAGGGGGAAGCACGCUGGGAAUGUCCACUCGCCACAACAGCGUGCGCCAGUACACGCUUGGAGAGUUUGCAAUGGAGCAGGAGAGGCUUCACCGGGAGAUGCUGCGAGAGCACCUGAGAGAAGAAAAACUCAAUUCUCUAAAAUUAAAGAUGACAAAGAAUGGUACAGUGGAAUGUGAAGAGGCAAAUACGUUGACACUGGAUGACAUUUCUGAUGAUGAUAUUGAUCUGGACAACACUGAAGUGGAUGAGUAUUUCUUUCUACAACCCCUGCCAACAAAAAAGCGAAGGGCACUGCUGCGAGCUUCUGGAGUGAAGAAGAUUGAUGUGGAAGAAAAACAUGAGCUGCGGGCCAUCCGGCUGUCCAGAGAGGAUUGUGGCUGUGACUGCCGCGUGUUUUGUGAUCCAGAAACUUGCACUUGCAGUCUUGCAGGCAUAAAGUGUCAGGUGGAUCGUAUGUCUUUUCCAUGCGGUUGCACUAAAGAAGGGUGUAGCAAUACAGCAGGUAGAAUUGAAUUUAAUCCUAUCCGUGUACGGACUCACUUUUUGCACACAAUAAUGAAACUUGAAUUGGAGAAAAAUAGAGAACAGCAAAUUCCAUCACUAAAUGGCUGCCACAGCGAGAUAAGUGCACAUACUAGUACUAUGAGUCCAGGACCCCAUCCGGUUGAAUAUUCAAUUGCAGAAAAUUUUGAGAUUGAAACUGAACCUCAGGCUGCAGUUAUGCAUUCUCAGUCAGCCGAGGACUUGGACUGCCCUGGGGAAGAGGAGGAAGAGGAAGAUGGGAGUAGCUUUUGUAGUGGAGUUACUGAUUCUAGCACUCAGAGUUUAGCCCCUAGUGAAUCAGAUGAUGAUGAAGAGGAAGAGGAAGAUGAGGAAGAUGAUGAGGAAGAAAAAGCAGAUGACUUUGUAGAAAGUAUGAGCUCCCAUGCUGACAUGGUGCCUCUUCCUUCUGUCCUUUGCUACUCUGAUGGAACUGCUGUGCAUGAAAACCACUCUAAAAAUGCCUCAUACUAUACUAACUCUUCAAAUCUAUAUUACCAAAUAGAGAACCAUGUUGCUGGCACUGCUAACCAGAUUGGUGAGACUUACUCAGAAAGGGAUGCUGUCAAGAAUGGCAAUCUUUCUCUGGUGCCUUACAGCAUGACUUCAGAACAGUUUGUUGACUACACUCGGCAAUCAGAGGAAACUUUUAGCAGCCCUCAUUACCCUUCUGCAAACCCCUCAGUGAUUGUUUGCUGCUCAUCUUCUGAAGGUGAUAGCAGUGCUCCGUGUAACAGUUUAUACACUGAGCAUAGGCCAAGUCACUCUCAAGUGGAAUUUCACUCAUUCUUGAAAGGUCCUUCUCAAGAUGGAUUUGUUUCAGCUUUGAAUGGCGAGAGUCGUGUACAAGAGCACCCUGCUGAGAAUUCACUAGUCCUCUCAGAAAAGAGUAGACUGCAUGAAGAGUGCAUCAAAUCACCAGUGGUAGAAACAGUACCUGUUUAAUAUUAAAAUUAUUCUAAGACUGACUUCCUGUAAUAAAAUGCACUCAAAUUGGAUUUCCUAGAAUCUUAAUUUUUUUUUUUAAGAGGUAGACAACACUUGGGCUAUAGUCAAUGUUCCAGACACACUUUCAAGCUACAUUGCCAGAGGCACUGCACAGAAUCAGUUCAUGUAAAGAUUAAAAAAAGCAAACCAACAUCAGACUGUCUUUUGAUAAAACUAAAACACGUAAGUAAAAAACCACACCUAACAUAUUUCAAAGUAGCCUACCUGUCAAAUACAUGAAACAUGCCAAGCUAUCUGAAUCAAAGCUUCAAGUUUUUGAUUGUCGGGCCUGUGCAAGAUUGUUAAAAAUGAUAGUUUGAAAUAAUCAUGUUUAAAGUCCUGAUUUUUAACGUACCUGAAAGAACAUAACUUUAAUGUAAAAGUAAUUACUGUACAAAAAAGUUUUAAUUGUUCUGUACUGUAUGUAUUUUAUUUAUGGUAGUUUAGUAUUCAUGUUUUGAUAAAAAUGAACAGCAUGUUCAUUUGAACAGAAGAUCCAUAGUUAGUAAGAAAGAGCAUGACCAAUUUUCAUCUGGAAUACCGUGUAUUUUUUAAAUACCAUUUCUGAUAAAUUAACUUAAAAUGCAUUUCUAGAGUACUAUUUAUUUUCUCUUUCUGUUUACUGUUCUUGACCAACAGAAGAGUCAGAAAGGGGGGCAUGUACAUCUUAUAGAAAGGUAAGAGGUAGACAAUCCUCCAUCAAAAUUAGUGGUAUUUCUAGAACUAGCACCCCUUCCCAAAGAAAAAACGAUCUUGUAUAUAAUGGCGAAGCAGUAACUUCAGCUUGCACAGCACCUUUUAGCCCAGCAAACAUUCAGAUACUUACUUAUGCACUUUAGUGCCAUUUUGCAGUGAUGUUUCAACUGCAGAAACUGUGAACUAUUUUGGAGAAAUGCCAUAACUCCAGAUUCCGAGGUAUAUGUAAGAUCUUAAAGUCCGUUGCAACAAAACUUGGAUGUUUUCCUAAGCCAGUAUAUGAAUAAGUCAGUAAAUA
Molecule: messenger RNA, 3746 nt
Organism: Phasianus colchicus (ring-necked pheasant)
Lineage: Eukaryota; Metazoa; Chordata; Aves; Galliformes; Phasianidae
Gene: CSRNP3
Product: cysteine and serine rich nuclear protein 3
Biological process (GO): regulation of transcription by RNA polymerase II
Cellular component (GO): nucleus
Molecular function (GO): sequence-specific DNA binding; DNA-binding transcription factor activity, RNA polymerase II-specific
Source: RefSeq, a predicted model, not a curated record